Messenger RNA from Setaria italica (foxtail millet), 2099 nucleotides. RefSeq lists its product as uncharacterized. The transcript has 7 exons. Bases 367 to 1812 code for a protein of 481 amino acids. Lineage: Eukaryota; Viridiplantae; Streptophyta; Magnoliopsida; Poales; Poaceae. The record is from RefSeq and is a predicted model, not a curated record.
CAGUUGACAGAUCCUAAGUUACAGAACAAGGAAAAAAAGAGAAAGAGAUGUGCGAUGCGAUCCUAGAUUCCUAGAUUGCCACGAAAGAAAAGGGAAAUAUAGGAAUAGAAAAACUAUAAAAGAAAAAUACCAAAACCACCCUCCCUAGUCGGGUCUCCUGCCGACCGAAAUUGGCGGGGCCGGGCGGCGAGGAGAGGCUACCAAAUCGACGCCCCGUCUCCCUUCCGCCUUCUUCCUCCCGGCUUCGCCGAGCGACGCGCGCCUCUUCCCACGUCCGGACUUGAGAUUCGGGCGAUCUUGCGCCAUUAGAGAAGGAGAGGAGGUUCUUCAGGUCAGACACGCAAGAGGUUUUCCUGGUCUGUUUUCAUGGCGGCAGCUCCUAGCAACAUUGGCGGUGCUGACAGCAAGGCUCGCAAUGCAGUUGUCAAAUCCGAACCUGCGGAUGUGGAAUACGCCCAGGAUCUGGAGCUCCCGUUUGGUUCGUACGGAGACAAGGUUGCUGAAGAUGAGCACGAACACGGCGGGGAUACCACGGAGUGCUCGAGCUCAUUUGGUGAUUCUGGCUUUGCAUCUGAUGACGACACGGAAUCAGAUGCAGGCAUAAUGGAAGUGGAGUCGCCCCUUUAUUCUCAUAUCAAUGUCCAUGAUACCCCUGCUGCCUCACAUAUUGUCAGAAAGAAAAAGGUGACAGCUGAUUGGAGGAAGUUUAUUGGCCCAGAAAGGUGGCGAUGUCAAUGGUUGGAGCUGCGUAUGAAUGAUCUUUUGUCGCAAGUAGCAAAAUAUGAUAAGGAACUUGCUUUAAUCAAUCACGAAAAGUAUCUGCAGUUGGAGAUGGUUAAAGCAGAUAGACAUAAAUCAGAAUUACAGCAAUUAGACCUUCCAAGUUAUGAAGCUAUGAAGAGGAAGAAAAGAAAAAGAUACGAAGACAGUACAGACACAUCGGCGUAUAUCAAGAAGCAUCAAAUAUUUUCCUAUUAUAAUCAUGAAAACAGAAGGAGUAGAACAGAGAAUGAAAGAAUUGGAGCUGACAAUGAGCUUUUGGCUAUUGAUGACUGUAAUAACUUAGCUUUGUUUCUUAUCUUUUUGUAUGUGGACUAUAUCCUCUUGUCAAUUUGUAAUAAUUAUAUCCUUGAUUUUAAUACAGAUGCGGAGGACACCAAAAUCAGUAUUGGUUCGAAUGAUACAUUGUUAGAGUCAAAGGAAAAUAAUGCUGUCCUAGAACAGUAUUCUUUAAGAAAAAUUCUUUUGGCAAUUGAAUGUAUCCAAACUCGUAUCAUUAAUCUUCAAAAUGAUCUCAGUGAGGCUUACAACAAAAUUGGCCAUCCUCAAAAGUCUCAGAAAAAGAAGGAUACACAUGGUUUACAUAAAAAGAAGAAUGCAGUUAAACCAUAUGGUACAACACAACCAGAUGGAGAUGAAAUUACACCUGAGAUGCUAUUUGACGUAAAUAGUUCUCUACUUGAUCCCCAUAUAGAAGGGAUAUGCCAUGAAAGUGUUGACGAUGUCCUUAUAAACAAUGAGGCAGCUAUUGAGGAAGAAUUUUGUCUGUUUGAGAGGAUUAAGAAUGCAGCUAAAACAUAUUCAGAGCCGAUUAUAAAUGUAGCCGAAGCCCCAACUGCGAAGCUUACAAAGAAGAGAGGGCCAAAGCCAAAGAUGAAACAUGGAAGUGCUCAGCCUAUAAAAGAUCAAAUCAAAAAGUCAAAGAAGAAAAAUAUGGGGACAUGCUUGAACUAUCCAAACACUGGAAACACUGUAUUUGUAGCUGUGGACACGCGGAAGAGUCAAAGAGUACGGAAACCAAAAUUUUUUUGAAGCAAAUGAUGGGGGGCAAUAAUUUUCCCAUCCUUAAUCAAGUAAAAUCUAGCGCCAUUUUUUUUUCUCAAUUUGGUAGCUACAAAUAGCCAAUUGCUAUGUACUUUUUUGUAAUAAGUUCAGCUAGCAAUGGAACACUAGUGACAUAUACUCUCAUUAUAGAUAACUUUCUACGAGGAUUUUCUCUGACCAGACCUGAUUGCAAGCAUGAUUGCAAUAUUGUUUUAGUAUUUAUUCUGCAUUCUAUUUGAGUUGAAGUCAGAACAUAUUGUUGCGUUUAUCUGAAG